GAGAGGAAGGGGCAUUUCAAGAGUGGAGUAAUUUGGCACCAAAGUCAGGUAUCUAAAGGGGGAAAAAUGGAACUGAAACCGUUACUAAGGCGGGUGGGCUCGAUAGUCCGUGCCAUCCUGACAUUCCUCUUUGCCCUGGUGGUGCUGGGGGUGAUGGUGUGGGCCUAUGUUCAGGGCUUCCAGCUGGCCACCUCCCCAUACGGCAUCAUCUCUUUUGGGUUCUAUGGCCUCCUGCUGGGGCUCCACGUCCUGGUCCAGAGCUUUUUCGCCUUCGUGGAGCACCGCCGCAUGAGGGCCCGAAGCAAGGCCUGCACAUUCACCAAGACCAUCGGUUUCACUAUCUCAGCCUACCAGGAGGACCCAGAAUACCUGCGUGAGUGCCUCAACUCCAUUCGGGCCCUCAAAUACCCUCCAGAGCUGCUGCGGGUCAUCAUGGUGGUGGAUGGGAACUCAGAGGACGACCUCUACAUGCUGGAGAUGUUCAGGGAGGUGUUUGCAGACCAGGACCCUGGCUGUUACGUGUGGAGGAAUAACUACCACACAUGGGACCCCACCCAGACCCAGGAGGGAGGCAUCCCCGGGGUGAUAGGCCCUGCCGGGGAUGCUAGUUAUGGGCUGGGAGAGGACACCCAGAGGAGGGAGGUGGAGGAUCUGAUCAACAGCAGGAGGUGUGUGUGCAUCAUGCAGAAGUGGGGUGGAAAGAGGGAGGUGAUGUACACAGCUUUCAAGGCACUGGGACUGUCAGUGGACUACAUACAGGUGUGUGACUCUGACACCAAGCUAGACCCCCUGGCUACGGUGGAGCUGUGUAAGGUUCUGGAAAGUAACCAGAAGUACGGGGCGGUGGGAGGAGACGUGAUGAUCCUCAAUCUCAAGGAAUCCUACAUCAGCUUCAUGAGCAGCCUGCGCUACUGGAUGGCGUUCAACAUCGAGAGGUCCUGCCAGUCCUUCUUCAACUGUGUCUCCUGCAUUAGCGGCCCCCUGGGUUUGUACAGGAAUGACCUCCUCCAGCAGUUCUUAGAGUCCUGGUACAACCAGAAGUUCCUGGGGACUCACUGUACAUUUGGGGAUGACAGACAUCUCACCAACCGCAUGCUCAGCAUGGGCUAUGCCACCAAAUACACGGCCCGCUCCAAGUGUUACACGGAGACGCCAGGCCAGUUCCUCCGGUGGCUCAACCAGCAGACGCGCUGGACCAAAUCUUACUUUCGCGAGUGGCUCUACAACGCCAUGUGGUGGCACAAGCACCACCUGUGGAUGACCUACGAGUCCAUCGUCUCUGGUGUCUUCCCCUUCUUCGUCACAGCCACCAUCAUCCAGCUGUUCUGGACAGGCACCCUGUGGGACAUCCUCUGGGUCCUCUGCUGCAUCCAGCUCAUCGGCCUGAUCAAAGCAGCCUAUGCCUGCAUCCUGCGCCGUGACCUGGUCAUGGUGUUCAUGUCUCUCUACUCUGCCCUCUACAUGACCAGCCUGCUGCCCGCCAAGUACUUUGCCAUCAUCACUAUGAACAAGAGCAGCUGGGGCACGUCAGGCCGCCGCAAGAUGGUUGGGAACUACAUCCCCCUGCUGCCUCUGUCGGUGUGGGCGGCCAUCUUGCUGGGCGGGUCCUGCUACACCAUCUACAAGGAGAGCCAGAAGGGCUGGUUCACGCCGGCUAAGGUCCUAGAGACCAGGUUUCUGAUCUACGGCUGUGUGGUGUACGUCUGCUACUGGUUCCUCAUGAUCUUCCUCUACUGGGUGUGGUUCCGCAGGCUGUGUAGGAAACGCUCCCAAAGUUAUGACGUAAGCGUAUAGGGAC
Messenger RNA from Oncorhynchus keta (chum salmon), 1798 nucleotides. RefSeq names its product hyaluronan synthase 1-like. NCBI's taxonomy places the organism in Eukaryota, Metazoa, Chordata, Actinopteri, Salmoniformes, Salmonidae. The coding region runs from base 67 to 1794 and encodes 575 amino acids. Gene Ontology annotation, molecular function: hyaluronan synthase activity. The record is from RefSeq and is a predicted model, not a curated record. Gene Ontology annotation, biological process: hyaluronan biosynthetic process; extracellular matrix assembly. The transcript is spliced from 5 exons.